Molecule: messenger RNA, 1811 nt
Organism: Sphaerodactylus townsendi
Lineage: Eukaryota; Metazoa; Chordata; Lepidosauria; Squamata; Sphaerodactylidae
Product: tumor necrosis factor ligand superfamily member 13B-like
Exons: 6
Coding region: 279-1118 (279 amino acids)
Biological process (GO): immune response
Cellular component (GO): membrane
Molecular function (GO): receptor ligand activity; tumor necrosis factor receptor binding
Source: RefSeq, a predicted model, not a curated record
AUGAGAGGAUCUUUGAGCAACAGCAAGGUCAGAAUGGCAUAAAAUGAACUGAAAUUGAAAUGAGGAAGGCAGUUGGCGGAACCACAAAGACGGCAAUUCUUGUCAAGGCACAGAGCAAAAACAAUGUGCGUGGCCAAUCAUGAGAGCCACAUGACAGGAAGUUGUGUCUAGUGAGCAAUUUUUGGCUACUCUGUCUUGGAUGCAAAAGGCAAAAGAUAUCCCUCCCCAUAAGGAGAAACAGCAGAACUUUCCCACCCAGUUUUGUUAAAGGAGGAGGCAUGAAAUCGAUGAGUUUCAAUCGAGGAAAAGGCUCUGCCUCCUGCUCUCCUCCUCCUGGGAAUGGUUUGGAUCACCAGGGGAUGCUCCUACUGACCUUGCUAGGGUUUGUGAUAGUUGUGUCAUCCUGUUUGACAGCUGUCUCUCUUUACCAUGUUAUUGCAUUAAAAGCAGAACUUGCCCUUCUGAGCAGCAAACUGAAUUGCAGGGUUCAGACAAGGACCUCAUUUCCCAUGUCGCUGGAGCCUCUGGACAAGAUCCAGGAGCCCGGAGACCCCCUGCCCCGCUUGGAGGUGGCUGAAUCAACUUCUCGCCAGGGAAUCUUGUCUGGAUUGCAUAAAAGUAGUCAAGAGAUAAUGUGGAGCAGAAACAGAAGGAAAAGAUCUCUGCCACGUGCCAGCGAAGCAGUCCUACAGCCGUGCCUGCAAUUGAUGGCUGACAGCAGCAGCAAUGUUCAGCAACAAGAUGGUUCAAGUACAGUGCCAUGGCUGCUUAGUUUCAAAAGAGGAACAGCCCUGCAAGAACAAGGGAAUAAAAUCCUGGUCAGAGAGACUGGCUACUUCUUUGUAUACGGGCAGGUUUUAUACAGGGAUGAGCUGUUUGUGAUGGGCCACUUGAUCCAGAGGAAGAAAGCCCACGUGGUCGGCAGUGACCUCAGCUUGGUGACAUUAUUUCGUUGCAUCCAAAACAUGCCUCCGACCAACCCAAACAACUCUUGCUACACUGCUGGCAUUGCGAGGUUAGAAGAAGGAGAUGAGCUUCAACUGACCAUUCCCCGGAGCGGAGCCAAAAUAGCCUUGGAUGGAGAUGCCACCUUUUUUGGGGCUGUCAGACUUCUGUGAUGCUCUCCCACGAUGACUUCCCAGCUUCUUCUGGUGCUCAGAACGACCCAAAAGAUACGGCUUCAGGGCUGCUGUUUUUUCAGCGGGUUGAUACUUUUCAGCUUGGUUGGCCCGGGCUAGAUCUCGUCUGCUCUUGGAGGCUCAGCAGGGUUAGCCGUGGUGAACACUUGGACGGCAGAUGACCCAGCGAGUCCAGGGUUGCUUUGCAGGGGCAGGAAAUGGCAAACCACCUCUGUUCAUCUCUCGCCUUGGAAACUCUGUGGGGUCACAAUAGAGUGGCUGUGACCUGGCUGUGCUUCUCACCACCUCUUUCUGCUUAGUUAACUUAUUCAAAACAGGAAACCCAACACAUGUACUAAUAAUACACCAUCCUCAUGUAGAGUACCAGAAAUGAAACUUGUCUGGGGAAGAUAUAAAUAGUAGCUGUUCUUGGUAAAGGGGUAUCAGUUCUUCAGAAGUGUCCACGUGGGGUAAAAGUAAUUGUUUGGAGGUGCAAUUAGCAUAUGCUUAGAAUAGGCGUAUUUGUUCAUGAGUGACUUUGUUCCUGUGGGAUGCACAAAUAGCUAUAGGUAGGAUCUCAAGUAUUUUAUAUUUUAUUUUAAUAGAAAAUCAGGAGCUGAAGACUGUUACAUUUAAAAUGUCGGUAAUCUUUGCUAAUGCACUUGCAGGUAAAUAUUAAAUUUUGGAAGAAGA